Messenger RNA from Megalopta genalis, 3355 nucleotides. It is a transcript of the gene Ptx1, whose product is annotated as pituitary homeobox homolog Ptx1. Gene Ontology annotation, molecular function: RNA polymerase II cis-regulatory region sequence-specific DNA binding; DNA-binding transcription factor activity, RNA polymerase II-specific. Gene Ontology annotation, biological process: regulation of transcription by RNA polymerase II; anatomical structure morphogenesis. The record is from RefSeq and is a predicted model, not a curated record. Gene Ontology annotation, cellular component: nucleus. Lineage: Eukaryota; Metazoa; Arthropoda; Insecta; Hymenoptera; Halictidae.
AGAAGGAGCGGAUGGUGGGGAGUAAGAGCGAGCGAGCCAGGGAGAGAGGCGCAGUCAGACAGUCAGGCAGGCCGCCCGGCAAGCAAGGAAGGCAGGCAGGCAGGAUAGCAGGCAGCCAGUGCACCAGCCAAGACCACUAGAUCCGCUCGGCUUACCGACUUAGAGACUUAAGCCGGCAGGCAGUCCGAAAGGCUCAACCGGCUAAGCCUGGCGGACCCACCUACUACCGACGCGCGGCCACUACACGUUCCAUCUACUACGAAAACCGACUAUACUACCGCGACCUGCGGCACCACUCGCGCUUUCUUACGUUUCCUCUGUCUGUCCCUCUUUCUCUAUCGCUUCUCCGUUGUUCCUUAACGUCCGCGUGCUCGCGAAGGUAAGAAGAGCGAGCGACGACGAACGCACCGUCGUCGUCGUCGUCGUCGUCAAGCAUCGACGGUGUCCGUGGUGUCGGGGCCGGUCCUCGUGGUGACUUUUCACGGUGGGAUACUGCUACCGGUCUUGUGCCGCGACGCUGCCUGGAUAAGUAGUCGUCUACCGGUGACGUUCGCGAACGAUCGCCGCGUCCCAGUGACCAAUAUACGUACUCCGUCGGAAAGUGUCGGCCGGUUUGUUCCGGGCUCUCGGGUGUCUUCGGGUGGCGCGUACGUUCGGUGGUGAUUUAACGCAAGUGUAUAUUGUUCCGGCGGCCGAAACGAAACACGAAGUGCGGUGCCGCGCGGGAUCUUCUGUGGAAAUCGUUGAAAAUCGUUCGCCGUGGACUUGACGUGGGGAUACAACAUUUCCUGUGCACCGGAAUGCGACGCUGAAUUCUGCUGCGUCGAUCAACGUCCCCCUCCUCCUCCUCCUCCUCCUCCGUCAGUUGGAAGAAUGCUCUGUGAUUAUUGACACUGAGAUUGCCAAGACAUUGCUCGGCUCGAUCGGAGCGAGAAAAUCGGAUCUUGAAAAAAGAAUUGUGCGAAACACGUCGAACUCGGUUACACAGUGCGGCACCGUUUAACCUACUUUCCGUCGCGGGUGUCUCAAAGUCUCCCACUAUUCCCGUCGCGUCUCUCGAUCCUUACGUAACGCGUCGCGGGCCGUCGCGGGCCGUCGCGGUUAUCUGAUUUCUUAGUUUGCUUGUAUCCGAGAGAGCGCUGGUGCACACGUGCGUCGCGCCGAGUCCUUCGGAGAGGAGCGGAAUCGGGACGGGAAUCAGGGUGAAAAAAAAGCGCAACUAAAAUCAAUAAACCGAUCCAUGGAAACAGUUGCCGCAGGACGACGAAUCCUUAGCGCGUGCACGUCGAAGAUCCGCGUGAAAUCGUUCGCUGAACAACAAGAUAAAUCGACGCGCAGCAGCGACGGUGAACGUCGGAUCGGAGAGCUAACCUUUUGACGAGUUGCCCAUCAAGAUAGCACUGAUGUCAACGGAACCUGUGACGAGUGAACGCAACGGACAGACAGAGGAGUCUACCUUCGAGUCGCGAUCGGUCGAGUCGCCGGCGGAACACGCUCGGGCCGAGCGGAUUCGUUGAGAAGGCCGCCCGCGUUCUCAUCCAUGUAACCCGUGCGCAGCGUUCAUCGCCGACGGCCGUCGCCAAGUGUAAAGUGUCCCCGUCUUACCGAGCAGCCGUCGUUUUCGGACGUCGUCGCGACUGCGAUCCGGUGUGAACGAAAAGCCGCCUUUAAAGCGUCCGCCUUCUCGUUCGUUCAUCUUGACUCUCGACGCGAACGCGAAGGGAGCUUGGAUCCUGCGUCGCGCGUUCCGCAGAUCAGUCAACACGACGUUAACCUUCUAUAGCAUGGAGCGGGGCGGCGGGGGCGGGGGCAGCCUCGAACUCGCCGGGGGUGGAGUCGGCGGCGGCGGGAACGCGGAUUUGUUGCUCCAGGAUCUCGUUACCGGAUCGACGACCGGCGGUCUAUCGGUCCAGCAUCAUCAGCACGCGUCCGCGGCCUCGGCCAUGGCCGGCCUACACGGCGAUCAUUUCCAAGGGACGAUGCACCAUACCGAUCUCCAUGGGAACUCGCAUCACGACACCACCAUGGUGCACAAUUCUAUUCAUCAGUUGCACGAACCGUUGGAAAAACUGAAACGUGUAUGGACACAGGGUGAAUUCCGGGACGAGACGAACGAGAGUUUAGCGAGGCUCGAUUCGACCGGCCACGGAUCUCACACGCCCGGCGGCAGCAAUCCGAGUAAGCAGGGCGCGACACCCACAGCAUCCUCCGGCGGAUUUUCUACCGCGCCGCCCAGGUCCCGCACGAACACGACGCACAGGCCGGAUAUACGAAAAGGUGUUCGGACACCGACAGAAGUGAAACACGAAUUGGGCGCUGGCGGAGGGGUGGUUUCCCCCGUUGGCGUUGUCGGCGUGAACGACGCGGACGAUAAGGACGGGAAGAAGAACAAACGGCAAAGGCGGCAGAGGACGCAUUUCACGUCGCAGCAACUUCAGGAGCUCGAGCGGUUUUUCGCGACGAAUCGUUACCCGGACAUGCCGAGCAGAGAAGAGAUGGGUCAGUAUCUGCGGCUUGCUGAGUCACGUGUCAGAGUAUGGUUCAAGAACAGAAGAGCAAAAUGGCGGAAGAAAGAGCGGAACGCGUUGAACGCUGCGGCGGCAGCCGCGGGCGAGUUCAAGGCCAGCUUCGGCACGACCAGCCUGAACGGGUUCAUCGGUCAGCCGUUCGCGGACCCGGACGCGCUGUACAGUUCGUACAGCACGUACAACAACUGGGCGGCGAAGGUACCGUCGCCGUUGGCGACGAAAAACUUCCCGUGGGUGAACACACUGGGUUCGGUGGUACCGACGGCGUCGCACCAUCAUCACCACACGCAGGUGAGCCCGGUGAACUGUUUCAACGCGGCGACGUCGGUCGCGGGCAGUCACAUGGGUGGCAUGUCGGUGUCGGUCGGCCAGGCAGCCACGUCUAUGCUGCCGGGAAUGGGCUCCGGGCUAGGCGUAGCCGGCUCGCCGGUGGCGGCAUCUGGCGCCGCGUGUCCGUACGCGACGCCGGCCGCGCCCCACCACCCGUACGGGCCGCCGGUGUACACGCCCCACCACAGAACGACGGUGGCGCCGGAGAUGACGUCGAGCAGCAUCGCGUCGCUGCGGCUGAAGGCGCGGCAGCACAGCAGCGGUUACAGCGGCCUGAGCGGCAGCUCGUUCAGCAUAGACAGCACGCCGGUGUCGGCGGCCGGCAGCCCGGUGAGCUCGCGAGCGUCCUCGGUGGGCGGCGGCGGCGGGCUGAGCGCGUGCCAGUACGCAUUGGCGUCGGGCGGCGACGGUGGUAACCCGCACUCGCCCGGCAGCACAGAGGCCCACGUGAACGUCACAGCCAGGGCCCAAGUCUGAGGUGAAGCGGGGGCUACCAC